AUGGAAUCGAUCGAGGAGGCGAAGCCGAUGAUGGACACAACUGUCGAACCAAUUACUACGUCAACGUCUAUCCUGGACGUUACACCGCCACCUGAUCGCCCACUAUUUGAUGAAUACUAUGAGGACUGGGCGUCAUUUGAUGCCGCGAUUGCGCGCGCAACAGCAGCAUACCAUCCAAUUCGCAAGCGCUCAUCGUUGACUUUUGAGGUGUACAACCGCACCGUGUCGAAGGGCAAGCACGACCGCAAAAACAUUGCUGAAUUUCUGUCAAAAACUUUUAAAUGUACACACGGUAUAAAAUUUCGCUCGCGUGGAAGUGGCAAGCGACUUCGACAUAAAUUGCGCGACAUUGGGUGCCCAUUUCACGUUUACGCUUCGGCAGUAGAGUAUGGCCCUCACUCUUACCGCGUUAAAGUUCGUAUGCAUGAUAAGCACAAUCAUCCUAUUGGACCAGAGUCAAUGAAACUGAUGAACGGUGCGCUGCACGAGUCAGACUAUGAGCUGACAACGCACGGUGGUAAUGGAACUGCGUCAAUAGGGCAAAACAACGACUCAAACACAACAGAUACUCAUUUGCAUCAUAUGGAGCACGUAUUGUCGUCAGAAAAUGUACUUGAAGCUGCUUAUGAACAACACAUUAGGGAGAGACUGGCAAAUACAGAUGCUCAGGAUCAAGCGCAGCCUCAGACAAAUACUGAAUCACAGGCAUACCAGUACGCUCAAACGCAAGCCAUAUUCAAAGUUCAGGCGGAAGUGCAGGCAAUGUCGGACGCUCAAGCUCAGGCACGAGCGCAGGCAAUACUGCAGUCCCAGCAAAACCAUUCGCAAACACAGCUUGAGUCAGUUGAUACAACUGAUAUUCUCAGUGCCAGCAGUCAUGGUAGCGAAUUGCUAGAUGGUGAGAUUGACAGUACAAUGAGUGAUGAUGUUUUCACUUGUUCGUCGACUGCACAGACGACAACAAAUGUUGCAAUUCCAGUUGAUAAAUGUAACGAUAGUCAAUAUCCGGCAAAGUUUGAGGAAACAAUGACUUUUGAAUCGCUUCGCAAGCGCAUUGCAGACUUUGCUGAUGAACGCGAUUGGAAUGAGUUCCACACACCUCGCAACUUGUUGUUGGCUCUUAACGGCGAAGUCGGCGAGCUAUGCGAGAUAUUCCAGUGGAAAGGUGAAGUAAAAAAUACGGCGGAUUGGUCUGCACGUGAAAAGGAGCACCUUGGUGAAGAGAUAAGCGAUGUGUUGAUUUAUCUUGUGCGUCUCGCCGACAAGUGCGAUGUAAAUUUGCCUGCAGCUAUUGAUGAUAAAAUCAGAAAGAACGCAAGAAAGUACCCUACCGAUUUGGUGCGAGGUUCAUCCAAAAAGUAUAGUGAGUACAAACGGCUGCGCACAUCGGAAGAAACAACAUUGUUGUAA
Molecule: messenger RNA, 1410 nt
Organism: Plasmopara halstedii
Lineage: Eukaryota; Oomycota; Peronosporomycetes; Peronosporales; Peronosporaceae
Product: DCTPP1
Exons: 4
Coding region: 1-1410 (469 amino acids)
Biological process (GO): nucleoside triphosphate catabolic process
Molecular function (GO): nucleoside triphosphate diphosphatase activity
Source: RefSeq, a predicted model, not a curated record